AUGAGUUAUAAGGUGAACAUUAGCAUCACAGAAACAUUUAGGAACGAAGCUUUAGAGAUAGCUAGUGCCCAUUAUAUGUAUUACCAUGGGUACAUUAGUUUGGUUGUGUGCCUAUUCGGAAUACCCUCCAAUGUGAUUAAUAUAACUGUGUUGACGAGACGACAUAUGAGAACUCCUAUUAACUUUAUCCUGACGUGGAUGGCCGUAUCGGACAUGUUGACCAUGAUCUCCUAUGUACCGUUUGCUGCACACUACUAUUGCUCUUUCUCGCCUUAUACUGUGUCCCCACAGAAAAACAGUCUACCUUGGAUGCGUUUCUUGUUGUUCCACAUCAAUUUCACUGCUACAACACACACUGUCUCAAUAUGGCUGGGCGUGGCACUCGCAAUAUUUCGAUUUGUCCAUCUACAGUCACCCGCAAAGGGAAGUCUUACUCACAUGCGAAGGAAAAUUCGUGCUCGAAUAGUAGUGUUCGUCAUCUACAUAGGAUCUGUUUUACUAUUGAUUCCAAAUUUUAUCUCCAAUAAACUUGUGCCGUUAUCAGAAAAUUCAACUAUAUACAUACUGGAGGAUUUUCGUCUAGGGAGUACUGAUGUUAAACCUGUUGUAAUGAUAAACUUACUUUUAUACAGCGUUAUAGCGAAAUUCCUACCAUGUAUUCUGAUUACUGUGUAUGGGGGUAUACUUUUACGCACACUGCGUAACAAGAUGAAAGUAAAACGCCGGAUGUGGACAAAUAACAAUCUUAUCACACAUAAAUCUUAUGAUACCACAAAAACAACCUAUAUGCUAUUUGUGGUCAUUAUUCUAUUUGUAGUGACAGAACUUCCACAAGGAAUACUUAUUCUUUUGAGUCUUUUUCUCAAAGGUUUCUUCGAGCAUGUUUAUAUUCCCUUGGGUGACGUCAUGGACAUUGUAGCGCUAAUCAACAAUGCCAUUAACUUUAUCUUGUAUUGUACCAUGAGCAGUGAUUUUAGAAAAACGCUUGUGGAAAUGGUAUGUCAAUUGCGAAAACGAAAAGCCAAAUCAAGAAAGCAAAUACCAGCCCAAAACAGCGCCCGAGUAUACCAGAGUUUACUGACGCGAGUAAAUUCAUGA
Ylistrum balloti is the source of this 1098-nucleotide messenger RNA. RefSeq names its product G-protein coupled receptor dmsr-1-like. The record is from RefSeq and is a predicted model, not a curated record. Gene Ontology annotation, biological process: G protein-coupled receptor signaling pathway. Gene Ontology annotation, molecular function: G protein-coupled peptide receptor activity. The coding region runs from base 1 to 1098 and encodes 365 amino acids. Lineage: Eukaryota; Metazoa; Mollusca; Bivalvia; Pectinida; Pectinidae. The transcript has a single exon. Gene Ontology annotation, cellular component: membrane.